CAAGAGUCGCCUAAAUCUGCGCUAUUAAGCAGGAAAAUCUCUCGAUGGAAUUUGAAUUGUGACCUAAGCUUGACCCUGCACCGUGCAGUAACACCACGACCUGCAGAGAAUGUGGAGUUUGUCAUGAUUCUGGAGCCUGAGGCUUGAGCCAACAGCCCCCUUGGAGCGAACUGGGUUGAGGUCAAUGACGUGAGGAGAGAGAGGGACAGAGGGAGAGAGAGGAGAGGAGUGGAGCGAGUGAGUGAGUGAGUGAGGUGAGGUGAGGUGGGGGGGUGCUGGAGCAGCUGCAGUGAACUAGGCCCUCGGAUCGGAUGAAGAUGCCCCUGGCAUGACAUGAGCCGAGCUGAGCCGAGUUGAGAGCAGGCGAGCGGAACUGAAGACAAGGAAGGGGAGCAGGGCGGGGCAGGGAGGAGCAGAGAGCAGAGCACAGAGCAGAGUGGGGGCGUGAUCUCCCCAGGUGGAAGACAACCCACAGUCAAGGGGCAGAUUAUCAGAUCAUCCAAUUCGUCCUUGCAUAGCAGUUGGCAUCUCACUCUUGCUGUGUCCGGCGGCCGCUGCUGCUGCCGAAGGCGUGGCCUUGCAGGGGAGUGGACUGGACUGGACUGGACUGGAGCGAGGGAGGGAGAGCGAGAGGGAGUGAUGAGGGGGCAUGUCAGCGCCGAUUGGGAGAUGGAGGUACUAGCAGCACCAGCAGCAGCGCGACGAGUCUGAGGUAGAAUUUGUUGGGAUCCUCGGUCGUGGUAGUGGUGGUGGUGGUGGUGCAGCAGCAGCAGCAGCAGCUCUUCAGUUCGCCGGUCGUCUCGUCUUCUCAUCUCUGCUCUGCUCUGCUCGGGGCCUUCCGUUGAGUUUCGUUGUGCGGGUGCUCGAGGUUGCGCCGCUGCUGUAUACGCAUACUGGCGGAUCGGGAGGGCCGCAGUGUAGAUUUCGCGCAGGCGAAUCGAAGAUCGUGAUGGCGGGUGCGGGUGCCGGAGGCAGCAGCCAGGAGGCAGAGCGGCCUUCAGACGAGGAGGCAAUGCCAACCCCGCAGCAGCAGGAAGCCAUGCUGAAGAAGAAAUACGGCAACCUCAUCCCGAAGAAACCUCCUCUGAUUUCCAAGGAUCACGAGCGAGCAUUUUUUGACUCGGCCGACUGGGCGCUGGGCAAGCAGGGAGGGCACGGGGCAUCGGGAGCCAAGCCCCACCGCAGCCCCAUGGAGGCUCUGCGACCUAAACUUCAACCGACCCCGCAUCAGAUGCUGCCCGCCAGGAGAUCUUCGUACGUUCCUCCGGAAGGAGAACAAGGCGAAGGGCACGGAGACUCGGAGCCUGACGCCGGGCACGAUAUCGAUGACGAUACUACCCCGAAGUAAUCGAACCAUGAAACGAAUGGCCGCGAUUGCAGUCUUCCUAGGCUAGCAUUGCGAGGCAUUCCGGGGCGGACCCCCGCCUCCUCCAGCGAUGGAAGGCGUGCGUCUGUCUGUAUGAAUCGUAGGAAGUUUUCUUGUUCUUGGAACCUGAGAUGGGAUACGAUACUCUCGACUUGCUGAAUUGACGGACAAUUGAUGAUAUUGUCUUGGGAAGGUUUUAUAAUCGGACCCUUUUGUGCGCGGGUCAUAUCCAGGUUUGAGAUUGAGAUUGAGACGGCUCGAUCAUUCAACGUCGGACAUUUGGUGCUCCUAGAACGCCAUUUGUCGCAGAGUUUGUGAUGAGAGUGCUUGAUACUGCGGUUGGGCAAGCGAGAGAGCGAGAGAGAUAGAGAGGGUGCGAGAGAGACAGAGUCGAAUAGAGAGAGCGAGAGAGAGCGAGAGAGAGAGAGGAGAGUUCGAAAUUCCUUUGCCAAUUCAAGCUCGUGGAAGAGUUCAGACCAUGGUGGGGGGAGGGAGGGAUGCAUCCAUCAGCACUUGAGACUCAUUCAACCGUUGCAUGUCACUACGGGCAGAGCGCAGAUGUCCAUGUUUCUGGAGCAAUUGUUCGGAAUUAGGGUCUGGGCGUACCGGGGCCUCACCGGCGAGUAAAUUCAAACGACGGAUGGCCAGCGCCAGAGGGCUGCAAUAUAGAUUUCGCCUAGACCUGUGUAGACUUCCUACACCCCCAGAACAUUGCAUCUCGUUGCUACAGGCUCUGUCAUUGUAAAUAUGCAGUUUUACGUGAAGAGUUGAUUGUUUGAUGAUGAUGAUGAUGAUGCGCCACAGCAAACCGUUUGAUGUUAUAGUAAAGCUUGCGUUACUUGGUGUGAGAUCCAAC
This is a messenger RNA of Marchantia polymorpha subsp. ruderalis, 2222 nucleotides long. The record is from the annotation of a GenBank genome assembly. NCBI's taxonomy places the organism in Eukaryota, Viridiplantae, Streptophyta, Marchantiopsida, Marchantiales, Marchantiaceae.